UGUUCGCCGGUUGUGUCGUUCGAAAGCAAUCUUAUUUUAAAUAUGACAAAACAAUUGACCGACCAGAUUUUGGAAUAUUUGGAUAAGUACGGCGAAGUAACUUCUUUCGAUCUGGCAGAUGUUUUUAAAGAAAACCAUCAGAAAAUAAUUGGAGCCAUAAAAAGUCUGGAAGCAAUUGGCGACUUGAUCACAGCUGAGAGCGUGAUCACAAAAAAGUGGGAAUUAACGUCAGAAGGACAACACGUGGUAAGCUAUGGGAGCCACGAAGCAGCAGUUUAUAAUUCGAUCCCCGAUGAUGGUAUACCCCAGUCCGAAAUUAUGCAAUCCGUACCAUUUGCUAAAGUCGGAUUCUCGAAAGCAUUACAGGCUGGCUGGAUAGAAAUUCACAAAACUAGUGGAACAGCCAUUGUAAAAAAGAAAGUAUCAUCCAUCGAGGACAUUACGCAGAUUCAUUUGAAGGAUCUAACAAACCUGACUGAUCGUCUUAGAAGCGACUACAAGAAGAGGAAACUCAUUCAAGAAGUGGUUGUUAAGUCAAUACUGUUGGGGAAAGGCCCAAACUUUCUGACAAAGGUUGAAAAAUUAGAAACAGAAUUGACUGCAGAUUUAUUGGUGAACGGUGCUUGGAAAAAUAAAAAAUUCAAACCAUACAAUUUUACGGCGCUUGGCUCUGCUCUUGAAGUAGGACACUUGCAUCCUCUUUUGAAAGUUAGAAAUGAAUUUAGAAAAAUUUUCCUUGAAAUGGGAUUCACAGAAAUGCCCACGAAUAAUUUCGUGGAAAGUUCAUUCUGGAACUUUGAUGCUUUGUUUCAACCCCAACAACAUCCGGCUAGAGACGCCCAUGAUACUUUUUUUGUAUCCGAGCCAUUACAUAGUACAAAUUUUCCAAUGGAGUAUUUAGAGAAAGUAAAACGCGUUCAUAGCGAAGGGGGUUACGGGUCUAUGGGGUAUCGUUAUGAAUGGAAAAUAGAGGAAGCCCAGAAGAACCUUCUUCGCACUCAUACGACCGCUGUUAGCGCUAGAAUGCUUUACAAGCUUAUACAAGAGGGUGGUUUCAAACCAGUGAAAUAUUUUAGCAUCGAUCGAGUAUUUCGUAACGAAACUCUGGAUGCUACGCAUCUAGCGGAAUUUCACCAAAUCGAAGGUGUAGUCGCCGAUUAUAAUCUUACGUUAGGCGAUCUAAUAGGAAUACUGUACGAAUUUUUCAAAAAACUCGGUAUUACGCAACUUGAGUUCAAACCCGCGUAUAAUCCGUACACCGAACCGAGCAUGGAAAUUUUCUGUUACCACAAUGGCCUGAAUAAGUGGAUAGAAAUUGGUAACAGUGGAAUGUUCAGGCCAGAAAUGUUGUUACCAAUGGGAUUACCCGACAAUGUGAACGUAAUCGCAUGGGGAUUGUCCCUAGAAAGGCCGACUAUGAUUAAAUACGGAUUAAACAAUAUACGAGAUUUGGUAGGAUCGAAAGUGGAUAUGGAAAUGGUUUAUAACAAUCCUAUUUGUCGCUUAAACAAGACCAGCCACAAUUCUUUGCAAAGACAAAAGCUCGAAGGCCAAAAAGAAAAAUCGAUAGUGCAAGAAUCGAACGAGCGCGAAAAUGAACGUUGCGACGUCGAUCGUCUAGGGAAAUUCGAUAAACAGAAACUAGUGAUAUUUUGCAACCCAAGUUAUCCAAUCAGGUUCAUAGAAUCUUUCUGUGGCCACAUGAAACCUUACAUUGGCAUUUCUGUGUCGACGCACACGCACUCGAGCAUUCAACGUUUGCCAAACGAUUUGGCAACGUUCUGUUCGGAAUAUCGAAACAAUGACCAGGAUAUCGAUCUGGAUCUGACGAUAAUUUGGAAACAAAUUGGAAUCGAUCCGAUAAUGCGGUUACCGGGGAUGCACCAAAUACUAGGCGAGGUAAACAUAGCUCGAUAUCUCAAUCGAUUGAUCGAAAGUUACAAUCCGCGUAUAUUGCGAUACGAAAGCAAUGGCGCAUUAUACGCGAAUCAAAUAGAUUAUUAUUUAGAAAAAGUGCAUAGCAUGUUGCACGGGCACGAGUUUAAAGGUAUUAAAAACAAAUCACGUUACCUAAUGGGCGAGGACAUGUCUAUCGUCGACAUCAUUUUGAAAUCCCUCGAAAAGCAUAAAUUGCCCGAACGGAAAUGAAAGGAUCAAAUUUUCUAGAAAUCCUACGAACUAUCUUUUUACAUUAAAUAUACAUAAUACUGAGAAAUUUAAUUUAAUUGCACGGGGAAGUACCGAGACAUCGCGUUUAUUUAUGAUUCCAAAUAGAACCGAGGCAAAUAGUUUUAGAAAUACGAUACAUUCGUGUUCGUUUCUUCGUCGCACGGAUUACGAAAUGUUACGUGGUGUUGUGAGUCUAAUGUUUCCGCCGAUGGUGAUUGUAUUGCGUGCGUGCUGAAUGCAAACAUGGCAAUUUAUUAUUUGUAUAUAUAUUUAAAGUGAUCAAAUUUAAUCGAAUGCGUGGUUUUUGGCUCACGAAACAUAUAAAGAGAAAAUGGCCGAUGCGACCAGCCGAAAUACUUACUAUUGUUGGUAGAGUGUAUGUGAACGUGUACGUGUGUCGUGCAGAGAUGAGAAAAAUUCUCAUCCGAAUUAAAAAAGUUUUAAAUCAUGAACAGAAGAUUCUAUUAAAUAGAUAACAGUUUACUCGAGUAACUGUUGCAAAUUAAUCGCAUUGACCGUUUAUGGUAAAUGAUUAUUUGGUACUUUCUCUUCUGUACUUUGGAAAACAAUGUAUUUCCUAAUUCAUUAACAAUCAAUUCAACUAAAAAAUGUACUACAGUAACUCGUUCGUAUAAUUGUCCAGUGUCUAAAUUUAUUUAAACGUAAUAAAUAUUAAAUUAAAUAAAUUACGGUGAAUGUAUCUUCGUUCUAUCAACAUGGAGAUGAAGGAACAAUAAAAGGGUUGCUGUACAAGUUGUAUGAAAUCGAUGAUACGCCGAAAAUUAUUUAUUAUUCUAUAUUU
Messenger RNA from Colletes gigas, 2971 nucleotides. It is a transcript of the gene alpha-PheRS, whose product is annotated as phenylalanine--tRNA ligase alpha subunit. Gene Ontology annotation, molecular function: phenylalanine-tRNA ligase activity; ATP binding; tRNA binding. Bases 43 to 2148 code for a protein of 701 amino acids. The transcript is spliced from 8 exons. The record is from RefSeq and is a predicted model, not a curated record. Gene Ontology annotation, cellular component: phenylalanine-tRNA ligase complex; cytosol; cytoplasm. Gene Ontology annotation, biological process: phenylalanyl-tRNA aminoacylation. NCBI's taxonomy places the organism in Eukaryota, Metazoa, Arthropoda, Insecta, Hymenoptera, Colletidae.